UUUUUUUUUUUUUUUUAAGGCCACCGUGUCCUAACACUGAAGGCAGAAGUCAUUAGACUCGAGGCGGCGGCGAGGAGCAGCAGCGAUGGACGACGUCUACAAAGCAGCCGUUGAGAACUUGACUGAGGAGCAGAAGAAUGAAUUCAAAGCGGCCUUCGACGUCUUCGUCCAAGAUGCGGAGGACGGCUGCAUCAGCACCAAGGAGUUGGGGAAGGUGAUGAGGAUGCUGGGACAAAACCCCACCCCCGAAGAGCUGCAGGAGAUGAUCGACGAGGUGGACGAAGACGGUAUGUUGGCAAACAUUGUGGAGUCGGGGACCGUGGACUUUGAUGAGUUCCUGGUGAUGAUGGUGCGCUGCAUGAAGGAGGAGAGCAAAGGAACAGAAGAGGAGCUGGCCGAACUUUUCCGCAUGUUUGACAAGAAUGGCGAUGGUUACAUAGACCUGGAGGAGCUGAAGUCCAUGCUGGAUUCCACCGGGGAAACCAUCACUGAAGACGACAUCGAGGAGCUGAUGAAGGACGGCGACAAAAACAAUGACGGAAAAAUAGAUUAUGACGAGUUCCUGGAGUUCAUGAAAGGUGUUGAAUAAAAAUGAUUUAGACCAAGGACUUUCUUCCCCUCGCUGAGUCACCUCCUCCAUGUUUACCCUGCACCUCCUCAGUCAGGCUGCCAUCAUUUACCUAACACUAAGACAAAAUAAGAAAUAAAACCCUUUUCUAAACAUC
Nerophis ophidion (straightnose pipefish) is the source of this 725-nucleotide messenger RNA. RefSeq names its product troponin C, slow skeletal and cardiac muscles-like. The record is from RefSeq and is a predicted model, not a curated record. Lineage: Eukaryota; Metazoa; Chordata; Actinopteri; Syngnathiformes; Syngnathidae. Gene Ontology annotation, molecular function: calcium ion binding; enzyme regulator activity.